Molecule: messenger RNA, 2629 nt
Organism: Neocloeon triangulifer
Lineage: Eukaryota; Metazoa; Arthropoda; Insecta; Ephemeroptera; Baetidae
Product: zinc finger protein 11-like
Exons: 3
Coding region: 22-2283 (753 amino acids)
Biological process (GO): regulation of transcription by RNA polymerase II
Cellular component (GO): chromosome
Molecular function (GO): chromatin insulator sequence binding
Source: RefSeq, a predicted model, not a curated record
UCAACAAGGACGCGUUGAAAGAUGUGGCCCGAGUUGUGCCGACUUUGCGAGCGGCCAGCGGCCAACGGUGGAUACCGAGGGGCCGAAGUGGACAAAAACAAGUUUGCAGAGUGGUGCCUGAAUUUUUUGGGCACAACUUUGGCCGAUGAAAUUGAAGACGACGACAUUUUCUGCUACUUUUGCGUUUGGGACGCUAGAUUUUAUCUUGGAGAGUUACAGAGCGAAAUGUGCGUGGAAAACCGUACAAGAAGCUGCAAUUUAAACUUGCGCUGGUGGCCAGAUAAGGUUGCUGAAAAAAGUGUUCAAGUCCUGUUUGAAAGCUACACAGCUGGAAAAGUGCAGCAGUGUUGGGUUCCUUUGACAAAAGCGCUCCACAAACAGAAAACGGUUUUCUCUUCUGAUGAAAAAUCUCAACUAGAAGGCCCCACAUUUCAAUGUUGUUAUUGCCUGAAAACUUUUAAAUCAAAACCAUGUUGGCGUUGGCACAUAAAAAAGCAACAUGCCGAUAUUGCAAUUAGGUGUAAUUAUCAUACGCUGUGCUGUUCUUAUUUUAAAAGUGUAGAGGAUAGGGACGCUCAUUUAAGAAUGGUACAUUUAAAGCCAAAAUUGUUGAAAUUAUUUGAAUGCAUAUAUUGCCCUAUGAAGGACCUAAGAUCAAAGAGAAAUUUGCACAAUCACGUUAGAUCGAAACAUUCUGAUGUUUCUAUCACGUGUCAAAUGUGUCAAAUGAAUAAUUGCUUAUCUUAUUUUAAAAGCCAGGCAGAUUUGAAGUCGCAUUUCGAGAAAAUCCAUCAACCACUUGAACGCAGAAAAAAGUUUAAAUGUUCACUAUGCAAUUUUAAAUGCUUAACGAAGUAUGAACUUUCUCACCACAAGGCCAAAAAGCAUAAAAAAGUAAACAUAACUUCACAUUGCCCAAAAUGUCCAGCGAGCUUCUCAAGUGGAAUCAACUUGAAGUACCAUAUAUCUUCUGUACACAAUUUUAGGACCUGUCCUGCUUGCGCUUCGCAUAUUUCGACCAGUCGAUUUGUUGACCAUUUGAAAAUACGCGUGUGCAAGUAUUGUAAAAGUGAAUUUGACUGCCAAGGGUUGCACAGAAAUCAUAAACAGAAAUGCAAACAUUCAAAGAAAUGCAGUACUUGUUUUAAAGCUUUUUAUUCCUAUUCUACUUUGAAGCGACAUGUUCUCAAUCAUCAUGUAGUUGAAAAUAGAAUUGUCAAAAACGAAAAACGGAGACCCAAGUGUAAAUUUUGCUUCAAGUAUUUUUUAAGCAUUGGCUGUUUGAACAAUCACCUUAGAACUAUGCAUGCUGUCGAAGGAAUUUACAAAUUUCAGUGUGCUCAUUGCAGCAAAAAAUUCGUAUCAAAACAAAGCAUGAAGAUGCACUUCAUAGUUGUGCACAGCCUGCUAGAAAAAAAACAUGACUGUAACCAUUGUGAAAGAAAAUUUCAUCUUCUCUACCAAUUGAAAAAACAUGCAAAGUCGCACUUAAGAAUGGAAUGUGAGAUUUGUAAAAUGGAAGUAAAACCAGGUAGCUUAAUAGAUCACAUUAGGACUUGGCAUGAUAAAAUAUUGCACGAACUUGAGUGUGCGCAUUGCAGCAAGAAAUUUACUUGUAAAGGAGGUGUCGAGAGACACUUGGCAGUCGUGCACAACCUGAUAGGAAAAAAACAUGCCUGUAAGCAAUGCAAAAAAAAAUUUUAUUUUCUCAACGAAUUGAAAAGGCAUGAGAGCUCGCACUCAAUUGAAAGAGUGAAAUGUAAAAUUUGCGAAAUUGAAUUAAAAGAAAAUUCUUUAAAAUGGCACAUUAGGUCCUUACAUAACGUCAAAAAAUUACACGUAUUUGAGUGUGCGCAUUGCAGCAAGAAAUUUACUUGUAAAGGAAGUGUCGAGAGACACUUGGCAGCCGUGCACAACCUGAUAGGAAAAAAACAUUCCUGUAAGCAAUGCAAAAAAAAAUUUUAUUUUCUCAACGAAUUGAAAAGGCAUGAGAGCUCGCACUCAAUUGAAAGAGUGAAAUGUAAAAUUUGCGAAAUUGAAUUAAAAGAAAUUUCUUUAAAAUGGCACAUUAGGUCCUUACAUAACGUAAAAAAAUUACACGUAUUUGAGUGUGCGCAUUGCAGCAAGAAAUUUACUUAUAAAGUAAGUGUCGAGAGACACUUAGCAGUCGUGCACAACCUGAUGGAAAAAAAUCAUGCCUGUAGCCAAUGCCAAAGAAAAUUUUAUUUUUGCUACGAAUUGAAAAAACACACAACAUCAAAACACUCAAAUAAGAGUACGUAAUGUGAAAUAUGUAAAAGGAAAUGAAAGCAAAAUCUUCAAAGAGGCACACAUGCAGAUACAUGAAUUAAAUUCACUGAGUGAAGAAGCCGCAGAGAAACUUGAGAGCCAAAAAUGAUUCUCGAAGCAUAAUUUUGAAGGACAUAAAUUUACAUAUUUAUCAUUUUAUAUUCUAAAACUAAAUAAUACCUAUUUCAGUAUGCACAAUUAUUGUAAAUAUCUAUGAAAAAAUAUUUUUCUAUCUGCAGUCAACUUGUAAAUAAAUGUUUAUAAUUUCCGACUUCUGUAAAAGGUGCUGACUUUUUCUACCAUGCCAACACAAAAAUCCAACAAUUCCACAAAAUAGAAC